This is a messenger RNA of Eutrema salsugineum, 2634 nucleotides long. RefSeq names its product protein PHR1-LIKE 1. NCBI's taxonomy places the organism in Eukaryota, Viridiplantae, Streptophyta, Magnoliopsida, Brassicales, Brassicaceae. The transcript has 7 exons. The record is from RefSeq and is a predicted model, not a curated record. Gene Ontology annotation, molecular function: DNA binding; DNA-binding transcription factor activity. Bases 1206 to 2402 code for a protein of 398 amino acids.
UUUUUUUGUUCUUCUUCUCCGGCGAUUACUGUGGAUAAUUCCACCUGUAUUCGAUUUGUGUUCUUAAACUUUAUUCUGUGAUUCGAAUUAAGGAGUUGAUGAGUCGAUUUGUGUGUCAGUCUGUGAAAUUUGUGUGGAUUAUCUGAUUAUUUGGGUUUAUUUUCUUGUAUUAUGGGAUUUCGGAGUUCACAGGCUUUGAAGACGAUCGUUUUUUUUUGUUUGCUCACUGAUUGUUAGUUUCUCUUAUCCAAUUUCUCAACCCCUCACAAUCUCUUUUUAAGUGAUUAGUAAAGUUAUCAAAUGUACCUUAUAUUUCUUUCAAUUUUCCACAGGAUUGAUAUUACUGGGUUGAUUUGUUGUGUGUUAUGAUGGUUAUUAAAAGGUGUGGUUUUAAUGAUCUUAAGAAGAGACGGUCUAUGUUUAAACACAGCUAGCUUUGGAUCCUAGAAUCGUCUCGUUCAGCUUUUAUUUUAAGUGAAUUUGAUUCUGAGUUUCUCAACAGUUAUUGAAAGAUUCUCCUUUAGUCUUCUUUGAGUUUUCAAUUUUAGUGAAUUUGAUUCUUAGUUUCUUAACAUCUAGCUUUGGAUCCUAGAUUCUUCUUUUGAGUUUUCGAUAUUGAUGCUUAUUGUGGCUCCUCGUUACACGUCUCUCUGGCUCAUCAAAAGCCAAUAUUACCUUUGUGGAAGUGGUCGUAAAUUUCAUUCCCUAAGCACUGAUUCCAUAUCUUAUAUGAAAUGGCCUUUCACUAUCCAGAUGUAGAUGCCUCAUCAUCCCCCUCAUCAUCCCCCAUGAUUAAUUUCUCUUGGUCCAUAGGUCUCUGGAUAUAUUUUUCUUCUCUUUUCUUUCAAUCUCUUCAUUUUGUUGAAGAUUAGAGGAGGAUUCUCAGGGAAAAAUCAAGGCAAGAAAAAUUGAGGGAGAGAAAGGGUAGAUAGCUAAGAGGUUGUGAUCUAAGGCAAAAAAACAAAAAGUUAGGAAUAUUCCUGAGAGAGAUUGUAUUUGACUGGGAAAAAACAUAGAAUCGGAAUUGUGUGAAAGGAAUUUAUUCAAUGGUUCAUGUCCUCUGCAAAAAGUUAUAUUCUGUAUAUUAUUAAGUUUCCCAAUGUGAGUCUCAUAUCUCGUUGUUAUUCAUGCAUCUCAUUGCAAAGCUAUUCGCCUUCUGAAUUAGACUACUGUGGAGGGUGUUGUGCAAAAACUGCUCUUCUUCGAUGACUCUGGCUAAUGAUUUCGGAUAUUCAACCGCUAUGUCUUCAUCUUUUUCAGCUCUUCAUGCUACUGUAGAAGACAGAUACCGCAAGUUGCCUAACUCUUUCUUGGUUUCAUCGGGUCAGGAACUGAUGAAUAACCCCGUGCCUUAUCAGGUGGUCUCUAGUGGAUAUCUCUUCUCGUCUCCCUCUGGAUUCUGCAAUGUUUCAGCUCAUGGAAGGAGUUCCCAAACUCAGCCAAGCGACAGAUUGGCUAUGCAGGAUUGCCCUGUGGAAGCGUCAUUGACUAAUCAUCACCCUCAACAGUUCACAGAUCCACUUGAUGAGUUCUUUGAUUUUUCUGACCAUGUUCCCGUUCCAAAUCCACAACCAGAGAGUAGCGGGGUAAGGGUGGUCUCAUCAGUGGAACCUCAUGAGAAAAGCGAGUGGCAAAAUUGGGCAGAUCAGCUGAUUUCUGCUGACGAUGGUACGGAGCCAAAUUGGUCUGAGCUUCUCGGAGAUCCAAGUUCCCACAAUCCAAACUCAGAGAUACCGACACCACUUUCGGAAGUACCAAGGCAAGAGAUACAAGCUUACCAGCAGCAUCAGAUUGUUGUAUCAGAGGAGCAGAUCAGUGGCAGAAACUCAUCAUCUAGUGCAGCAACAUCUAAACAACGCAUGCGCUGGACACAAGAACUUCAUGAGGCGUUCGUUGAUGCUGUUAACCAACUCGGUGGUAAUGAACGAGCCACGCCUAAGGCUAUUUUGAAGCUCUUGAAUAAACCUGGCUUGACCAUUUAUCAUGUAAAAAGCCAUUUGCAGAAAUACAGAACGGCAAGGUAUAAACCAGAGACUUCAGAAGCUACAGGAGAACCUCAAGAUAAGAAGAUGACAUCUAUCGAAGAUAUCAAAUCUCUUGACAUGAAAACGAGCGUUGAGAUCACACAAGCUCUGAGGUUACAGAUGGAAGUUCAGAAACGUCUCCAUGAGCAGCUCGAGAUCCAACGGUCGCUGCAGUUGCAGAUUGAAAAGCAGGGCCGAUACCUACAGAUGAUGUUCGAGAAACAACAGAAGUUACAAGAGAGCAAGAGCUCUCCCUCAGAUGCAUCACCAAAGCAAUGCAACACUACAUCUGCAGAAGUCGAAUUUGGUCUUGAGACACAAACAGGAGACCAAACUGAAUCUGCUUCAUCGUCAAGGAAACGAGUCAGAGAAGAUUAAAACAUGUUAAGGUUGAAUUCGUUGGAGAAACAUAUGUUAACUGGGAAUUAAGUUAGGUGUUUUGUGGAAACCCAGAGAUGCAAUAACUCCAGUUUUGCUCUAAGAAAAAUUAUAUUCUUCCUAGCUCUGUUUGUUCAGUUUAGAGACAGUUGCUUUGAAGGCUCUAACUGAAGACCAAGUAAUACUGAAGAUGAUUGCAGAUGUUCUCGUGUACAUAAAAAUGGUUCAUUUA